AAGUAGUAUUUCUGCUUUUGCCUCGUAACUGCAAUGAAUCAGCCAGAGGCCGCGGUGGAGUCUCUGCCGGACACGACUACACUUGGCACCAAACCGUGACACGUCGACCAUGGUGAACACGAACGCCUCGAUGAACAAUUCUUCCAUGACCUCUUCCAUGGGCGGCGCGAAGCGCAAGCCGGGCGGGGUCAACGGCAGCACCACGGGGGGCAGCGCGCAAUCUUCCGACUUCGCCUGGAAUGAGGAUCGGGUCACCACGUUUGUCCGUAAGGUGCCGAUGUUUCGGGAGCUCGGCGAGGGCGACGUCCGGCAACUGGUGGAUGCCCUGGAGGUCAAGCACUACCCCGCCAAUUCCGUAGUGUUCCGGCAGCACGAGCCGGGCAACGCCAUGUUCAUCGUCCUGGACGGGGAGGCGUUCGUGAAGGUUUCCCUGGGUGCGUUUUUGAAGCAGGGCGACGUCGCGCGGCUCGUCAAGCCCUGCAAGAUCGGCCGGGUGGUGUACCCGCAAGGCACCGAGUGCAUAAUCGACAACUUUGACGCAACGAGAAAGUACACACACUUUUGCACUGAUAUUGAUGGUCCGAAUGAUGAGCUGCUUGAUGUUCUUGCCGACGUAUGAUUAUCGGCGCUGGAGGUGUGGCUCUGCAAAGAAAAAGAAUCGGGUGAUAAGUAGAUCAUACUUUGAGAGACAAUAGAUUGCGUUUUGAAAAAUGAUAAAUUUCUAGCCCGCAAAAAUAUUGCACAGGUUUCCGUUCACGGUGCGGACCACGAACAGUGGAGAGCGCGGGCGAGUGCUUCCGGAGGAGCUCGCGCCGGCGACGCACAGUGUGAAAGCCCAGGACCGGGUGAUUGCAAGCUGCCGGGCAGGCGACUACUUUGGCGAGCAGUCUCUGCUCCAGAACGCGUUCCGCCAGGCGACCGUGGUCGCCGGGCCGCAGGGCAGUUUGACCGUGGCGAGCUUGAGUAAGGAGCGCUUCCUCCACCUGCAACUCAGCAAGAAGAUCCAUUUUCCCAAGCGCAAGGCCGUCCUGGCCGCCCACGCCCGGCUGUCGCAGCAGCCGGAAAUUGUGAAGAAGGCACCAGAAAUAAAGAAUCUCCUGGUGAAGGCGAUGCAGGAGAACCAAAAGCUGCAUGCGUUGGUCCCCCUCACGGAUCAACAGUGCGAGCAACUGGCCAUGCACGCCAAUUUUCGAGACGUGAAGCCCGGGGAAAUCCUCUGUCACGAGGGGGACCCGUUCACCGAGGAUUUUUUCAUUGUGGAAACAGGUAUAAAUGUCUGCUUGGACUUCCGUAGACUUCGUUUCACAGAAACGUAUACAUACUUGCGUGCAGAAUUUUUGUACGAGCGGGUCUGCGUGUGAAAGAAAGACAAAGAACUUCGACAGCACUACAUCUGCAGUGCUUUGGUGACGUCAAAUAAAACCGCCCAGGUAUUGACACGACCAAAAACUGAUACGAGUACAACAACUACCUGAUUUAGGUUUUCUUUGUUUCGCGAAAAAAUAAUUAACCGCUUUGGCUAUGGUUACGACGUGCGUGAGGUUAGCUGUCACAGCUUUGGAACAUUGAGCGAGACGCGAAAGGGGCGCGAGCAAGCGAAACGCGCGAGGCACGCGGCGCGGCAUCUUUUGGCCGGCUGCGCUGUGCCUACGUCGGGAUUGCAUUGCGAACACCAUUUUUUUCACGUAUCGAGGGGCGCGACAGGCCUCACACGCGUUCAUGUAUUUGUUUUAUUUCUUUCUCUUUUUAGCCGGUGCGGAGUGGCUGGGAGAUGCGCCAGCAGCGUCCUUGAGCUGUAUGGACUUCAGCAGACACGGGAGCGGGGUAACUUUCGGAUUAAGAAAGCACUCCGCUUCAUAGUGCAUCACGCUGUGCAUCGUUUUCCAACCACCAAUCUUUUGGACGGUUUCCCGGACCGUUCCGCCGAGUAGGAGUGCCUGAGCGCCACCCUUUCGGAGUCCGUGGAGGCAGAGGAGGUCGCGACUGCGGCCUUCCGCAAUUCGUUGCACCUUCGCCUUCCGGGUGAGGAACUUCCAGGUCGUGCGGUACUGCGCGACCGAUAGCCGCGCGUCGCCGCCGUCCUUGGUGAGUCGUUGCGCGGCCUUGACCGGGCACACGACGGGGUUUGCUGGGUCCGCCACGAGUCGCACGGUUCGCCCGACCCCCUCCGGGUCCGUUUUCGUGCGAUCGACGUCGAAGACAACCUCAUGGCCGCCCUUGGUCUUCUCGACCCCGAUGGUGGCGCGGACGAGUUCCUCGGGCCGCCACACAAGGCGGAACUGGCAGACCGCCAUGUCAACGCAGGCCAGCUCGUCCAAGGUGGUGGCCGCCUUCUGCAUGCUCUGGAGCAUGCUCGCGGCGACCGGCUCGUAGCUCUCCGCCGCGCGGUCCCUCUUGAGGGCGUUGUUGAUCAGCGUCGCGUAGGCCUGCUCCCCGAGGGAGAGCUCGUGAUGCCGCAGCCGGUUCUCGGUGCGGACAUGGGACACGUAUGCCGUCGCCGUGUUUGCGGCCAUUUCCCCGGUGUGGACCUUCACGCCGAGCCUGGCGGCAAAAAGCUCCAGGUUCGUAAUUGAUAGCGGGAAGUCGACGAGGCCGCGAGCUGAGCACAUUUGCUCAUACUCCUGCACCGCGGAUGCCCUUGCGCUCGACGUUGCCUUGGCAUGCAUCUGGCCCCGGAGCAUGUCCAGGGCGGUGCCGUCGUCGAUCGCGUCCGACAUCUUUAUCUCGUUCCGGGCGGGUGGGUGGGGAACGAGAAACCUAAAGGCCCGCACGUCGUUGCCCGGAGCGGUGUCGUCUCCGUUAGCUGGCAGCGCUUAACCUCAUUUUGCUAUUGAUAAAAGGGACGGACGCAAAAUAUCAAUUAACCGCUUUGGCUAUGGUUACGACGUGCGUGAGGUUAGCUGUCACAGCUUUGGAACAUUGAGCGAGACGCGAAAGGGGCGCGAGCAAGCGAAACGCGCGAGGCACGCGGCGCGGCAUCUUUUGGCCGGCUGCGCUGUGCCUACGUCGGGAUUGCAUUGCGAACACCAUUUUUUUCACGUAUCGAGGCCGUGGAGAUCAACUCCCAAAGCCCGCACACCCAAAGCUCCACCGGGCGAGAAAGACAAGACCAGGCCAAUCGAUUGCGUGCCAGGGCUCAGCAGCGCAAGAUUCUGAACAUGGUCACCGGUUGAUUGUUCUGUGUCGGUCUACGAAUGUCUUCAUCAAAUUCCAUCACUGUCACCCCAACAGGAAAGUAAGAACACGGAGAUGGUGGCCACUUGCCACCACCUUCUCCACAAUUUCCCGCACCCCCAGACGUACCGCGGUAAUCACUUCGCCGACUCACGCCGGCCGGUUCGGGUUGGCGGCGUCCGCGGCACCUGUGUGUUGUUAGUUUGGGUUGGAAAUUCCGAAGCGUGUCUGUGGGAAAACUAGGAUGCUACUGCAAAGAGAGCCCGUUCACGCUUCCAAAGGUGCCCGACCGGAACACCUUCGGGCGGCGCCGUGACCCCCGCCAUGUGUCACAAACUUUCCCAAGCAGGUAGUACCUGGAUGGCCUCCGGCAAGAACCGUGGCGCGCAGCCCCGGGAGGGGUCGUCCGCCGGGUUGGCCCCAGAGUCCACCCGCUCUACCCAGAUCAUGCAGCCAAGCUGCGCGGCCAGAAGCCAGGAGCGCUCGACCGAAGCGCGCAGGGCGUCGCUCUUCGCGCUGCCCCGUACGAAAGACCCCUGCGCCACCGUGUUAUCGAUCCAGAGGAAAAGGUCGGCGCCCUGCAGCUGGUCUGCAAAGGAAAGGAGAGCGGCCUCGACCUCUGCUCCUUCCAAGACCGCAAUGUCCUCCUCGGCCUGCGCCCCGAAGUCGAUGCGCGUGUAGGUUGGGCCGCCCGUGGCACACCCUUCCAAAGGCAGCAGAAUUGCCCCGGCCCCACUCAAGCUCGCGUCCGUGUACAUCGCGUACUGCGGGCGCGAUGGUGCCAGCCCGCCAUCAGGAGGGCAGGCGGGCACGACCCGGCUGAAAGCGAGACGGGCGGCGGACCCUUCUACCGCAAAGAGGUCCGCCCACCACUCGAGCGCCCGCCGGAGGUUCUUGUUCAGCCGGGCGUGGGAAGGGAGGUUCUUCGCCGCGGCGCGGCGCUGCAGCGCGUGCAACAUUGCACGCCCUAUGCGGCCAAACAGACAAGUCGUCGACCAACUGAGGCGCCCACCAAGUGUCGCAGCCUCUGCGGUCGUCAUGCUGUUGCGGUCCAGAUGGUCCCGGAUGUAGUGCCGGAUCUUUGUGAUCCGGUGCGGGCUGAGGCUGUACCGAACCCCUUCCGGCUCGACCGCGAUGACGAUGCCGCAGUAGAUGACCUCGGCGCCUUCCUCGGUCUUCGCCUCGUUAAACUUCGUUUUGAGGAUGUCACCGAGGAAGGCCUGCACGUCUGCCGCCGCUGACGCGUCUUCCUCAUCGGCGGGGAAGAUGUAGUCGUCGUAGUAGGCGAACAUCGGGAGCGCGAGCUGGUCCCGCACGACCUGGGUGAGGGCCGCGCUCAGCCCAUUGUAGUGCAGAACCGACGCCGCCUCCCCGAAGAGGAGGCGGUCGGCGACGAAGUACCGCAGCCCCCCGCUAGGGUCUUCGACCAUGAUAACGCGGAGAAACUCCUCGUUGCUCGCACGGAGCUGGCGGUAAGCUUUCUCGUGGUCCUUCUUGCAGCUCUUGCAGCGCCGCCCCGGCCGCAGACCUUGGUAGCGCGCGAGCGCAGCGGCGUACAGGUCGACCGUGGCGAGCUUGAUGGGCGUCCAGAUGAUGUUGGCGCGAUUGAUUUGCGCGGCCUUGCCAUCAUCGACGGGGCGGGGCUUGUACUCCCACCCGGGCUUGUCUGCUUUCAGCUGCCACGCGACGAAGCGGCGGAAAAAGACACAGUCCUCCCCCUGCGCCACGCUGGGGUCGAUCUCGUGCGCGAAACCGUCGCGCGCUUCCUCCUGGAUGCUCUGCCACAGAAACGCCUUGUUUUCCGGGGCGUCCUUGUGGAUGCACCUCGCCGCCUCCUCAUGCACCCCGGCCUGCUCCGCGAGCAGUUCCGGGACAGAGAGCUCGGGCGCGGCGUUUGAAGUCUGCUCAAAGAUGUCCGGAUACGAGUGCGCGCCGGACAUCGGGAACCGCUUGCGGAGGUUCUCGAAGAACGGGGUGACCUCGUCCCUGCCGAUGUGCCCCCCAUCGCGCAGCAUCUCCAGAAGCAGGUCGACGUGGACCCCUUGUCCGUAGGGGUCCGGAACCUCCGCGGCGCGCGCGGCCCACUUCUUGAUCGCUGCCUUGCGGAGCGCUUGGUGCUCCGGCACCGUUAGGCGUGCCGCCCUGUCGACCGCCCUUGCCGCGUCCGGUGGAAGCGGAUUGCGUUGCAGCUCGUUCCAGUCGCGGACGAGCUCCUUGGCAGCUGCAACAUGCUGUGCAGGAGACAAGCCUGGGGGAACUGACGCGAACAGGCCCUUCUGCUUGCCCAAAAGCGUUCCGCCCGCACGCGCGUCCUGGAAGCCGGGCGGCGCCGCCGGCUUCGGCGGUUCCGCAGCAGCGGUUGCCGACUUCGUCCCCGACCGCCCCCCGCCGUGUUUGGCGGCUUUUGCCUCGGGCGCGGCAAAACUGGGGCAUCCGGGAAAUGCCGCGGCGCCGGCUCCUAUCUUUGGCGGCGCGCACUCGGUACCGGUGGUCGCCGGUGCAGUCCCCGUCUUCCCUGUGACAAAUGGCGGUCGUCAUACAAGAAACAGACAUGUCGGGGGGGGGGGGGUCAUGCGUUCAUUGCAUGGGGGGAGAAGGAGAAAGCUACUGGGUAAAUAAGUACCUUCGGCUUUCUUCUUCUUCUUCUUCCUCGCGGCCUCGGCGGACGCGGCCGGGGCCCCGGAGUUCGUCGCAGCAGCGAUGUUCGGCAACGCCGGAGCGCCACCGCCCUUCCCGGUAUUGUGGACCUCGCCGCCGGCGCCCGGAAGGACACCUUUGCCCCCGCGACGCUUCUUCAUCGACUGCAGGCCCCCGCCCGGGGCGGAUGCGUCUCCACCGGCAGCCGCCUCGCUGCGUUUGUUGCUCGCGGCCUUGUGGUCCGCGAGCUUCAUGUCGGUGAGAAGGUCCUCGAAGAUGUCCUUGCUUUUCUCGAGGAAGAACGCCUCCGCCUCCUCGGGUGUCACCAGCCCCGCGCGCUCCGCGCGCCGGCGGUUCUCCAUGUCGUACGAAGCCGCCAGGGUCGGACUGUGCCGGCACGCGAUAGUGCCAAGGACCUCCAUGUACUUCGCGGCAACCAGGAGGGUCCGGCCGGGCUGAAAGGCACCCGCAACGCCCAGGCUGUACAGGUACCGCGUCGCGGCCAGGUGCAGCUGAUGCGUCGGCAAGUACUUCGUCUUCAGCUCCUUGGCCCGCUCCAGCAGGAACGCGGCGCCCCCUUCCUUCUCUUUGAGGUCGCUCACGCCCUCGAUCUCGUCCUUGUAGGUGUGGGUCCACAUGGGGUCACUCCAGGGCGCGACCUUCAUCUCGCAGAGCGGAAGGGUGCAGUUACCCUUUUCCUGCGCCACCAUGACGCAGUAGACCUGUUCCUUCGUCGGGGCCAGCGACUUGUCCAGGCCGGCGGUCUUGGCCCCGGCCACGAGGUCGAUCUUCCGCUUCGGCACCUUGCUGCUGCCGACUCCGGCGCCGCGGAGCUGCGCGAUCUCCGCCAUCGCCCGCUUGACCUUUAGGCAGGUAGCGAUCUCCGCCGGCGGGACACCGCAGGCCCGGAUGUCCUCGGAGCUUUGGAAAAGCUCCACAAACUCCUCGACGUCCUUCACACCAUACUCGACCAAGACCUUGAGCAGGGCCUUGUGCCGCUGGCCGUGAAUGGGAAUCCCGAGCGCCUUCAGCUCGAAGAACAUGCGGAGCUUGGCCGCUAGGCGGACAUCUUCGUCGACCUGCAGGCCCAGGUUGUGCGAGAUGCUCGCAAACUCUUGGUCCAACACCUGCCGGCUGCUGCCGACGAAAUACGUCUCAAACCCGGUCGGGAGCAAAGCGCCGAGAACGCCAGCGGCACACGCCGCGGCCUUCUUUUCAAGCAACGAGGACCCGGGCAUUUUCUUUUGUGAUGUCUUCGCUGGAUCUUGGACCGAAAGAAGGUUUUUACUCUUUAACGAACAAGGAGCCUGCGAGCGCAAGAGAUUUGUUGUUUGUUAAAGAAAAAGAAACCUGGGACCGCGGCGAAAGUCGAAGCCUCGCGAUCUGCCAAGAAGAUUUUUAUUCUUUAACGAACAAGGCGCACGCGAGCGCAAGGAGUUUGUUGUUUGUUAAAGAAAAUAAACUUGGGACCGUGGCGAAGGUCGAAGCCUCACGGACGGCCAACGCGAACACAUGGAGGUCGCGCGCCUCUCAUCGCCUUCUGCUGGCCUUCUCAGCACCUGCCAAGCACGCCGGCAUGUUGCUCGCUCCGGUGCAGGGAGCGGCUGGUGACGCGGCUCCGCGCGAUGCGCGGCGGGCCGAUGUUGGGGCGACGGCCCUGCUAGGUGGUGGUGGCCACCAAACUCGCGGGCGAGCCUGGAAGCAGCUACGGCCUGCAGCUGGUUCGGCUGUUUUCGCACGCUUAAAAGCCAGAAUAAGGCUUUUCGCACCACCAAAAGCCUUAUUCUGGCUUUUAGGGGUGUUUCAAGCGAUCUACUGCGUCCAGCUGCACGCGCGCGCCUGCAGCGCCGCUGCGUGCGUACCCCACGAGGGCUCUACGCAUCGAGCGUCGGCUUCCCACUCGAGGAAGCUGACGCUCUUUUAUGGCGCGCGACGCUCUUUUAUGGCGUAGAGUGCACCUCCGCGUCGUCGCGGCAGCACCUCUACAUGCGAGCGCACGCGCAUUUCAUGGCUGGGGCCUGUGACGUCGCCCUCUUUCGAGAGCGACGACGCAUUUUUGUGGAGGGCGCCACCGCCUAGCGGCAGCACACCUCCACUGCACACUGUGCCUGCGCGCGUUGGUGAAGUGCACCUCCGCGUGAGCGGCAGCACCUUCGCCAAGCGUAGCGCGCGCCUCGUUGGAGUGCACCUCCGCUUUCGCGGCAGCACCUCCUCCGAGCACGACCUGUCCCUCUGAGGAGUGCACCUCCGCGUGAGCGGCAGCACCUCCUCCGAGUGCGACAGUCGUGGCACCGAAGCCAGCGGAGUGCGAUCCGCACCUCUGCAAAGUGCACCUCUGCUUUCGCAGCAGCACCUGAGCAGAGUGCGGCGCUCAUAGCACAUCUGCAAAGUGCGCCUCUGCUUUCGCAGCAGCACCUGAGCAGAGUGCUUUUCUCAUAUCUUUGCGGAGUGCAGUCUGCACAACCGUGGAGUGCACCUCUGCGUUGCAGCAGCACCUCCACGGAGCGCGUCAUGCGCCUCCGCGUGGGCCGGGGCGCCUCGACGCUCCCGUGCCCACGGCUUUCUCUUUUCUUUUGGGGGGAUAUGGAUACCACACGGCGCGCGGGCCGUCUUGCUCUUUGUGUUUAUUCCGACAUUGCCAGACCGUACAACACACGGGCAACGAUCGAACGAGAAACCUAAAGGCCCGCACGUCGUUGCCCGGAGCGGUGUCGUCUCCGUUAGCUGGCAGCGCUUAACCUCAUUUUGCUAUUGAUAAAAGGGACGGACGCAAAAUAUCAAUUAAGUAAAGUGUUGUCUAUAAAACUGUUCAAAAAUCCUGUGUCAGGUCUUUACCACUUCAGCGUGACCCGCGCGAUCAGCAACGAGCGGGACCGGACGAACCAGUUCGAGCUGAUGCAGGACUGCGGGCUAUCCUGAGCAAAAAUGUCCCCACCCCAGAGUUGUCAUGCAGAUUUGCAGCUACAGGAAGAUUUGUAAUGCGCAUUGCCAUGAGAGGCAUUUCCAGUCGCGUUUUGCACUUUGUAAUGCUGUCGACAGGAUGAGUAGAUGGAUUUGUGUUGCGGCUGUACUUGCUAAACUGCAUUACAAUACGGAGACGAGCUUGUCUUGCUUGACCCCCAAAACUUCUCGAUUUGUGUUGCGAGAUCCCCAUCUUGACUCUGGUGCGGGGACGUUUUUACAUAGGAUACGGGCCGGGCGGCAGCUUCGGCGAGGUGACGCUGCUCCACGCCCACCCCUGCCACUGCACGGUGCAGGCGAUGAAGCCGGGGCGCGUGUGGUGCGUGUCGCGGCAGGCGUUCAAGCACGUGCUGCACAGCAGCAACAGCGGCAAACUGGCGGAGUACAUGAAGUGCCUGCACCACAUCCCGGCCUUCGACGCCCUGUACCACAGCGAAAAGGAGCACAUCUGCGAGGCCAUGUACGAGCGGCACUUCCUCCGCGGGGAGCAUUUGUUGACCGCGGGACAAAAAAACGACACGUUCUUCAUCCUGUUGCAGGGCAGCAUCGUGGUGCAGGGCGCGGUGGUGGACCGGCCGGGGACCUACUUCGGGGAACAGAGCCUGCUCGACGCCUCGGUGGUGGACGACACGGUGAGUGCCCACAGUCCGGACGUGCAGGUCGCGUGUUUAACCAAGCACGAUUUCGAGCAGUUGCUCGAGCCGCUGGCCAGCAUCCUGAAGACCGCCAAAGAGAAACCCGACCGAAAGCCCGCGUUCAAAAGCAUCCCGCCGCCGGGCACCAGCGGCAGCAGCAAGUUGCCCGACUGCAAGCGAUCGGACCUGCGGAAACUCGGAUUGCUCGGGUGCGGUGGGUUCGGCGCCGUCACGCUGGAACAGCACAAGACCACCGGGGAGUGCUACGCGUUAAAACAGCUGAGCAAGGGUUACAUCGUGCAGCAGCACAUGGAGAACGCGACUUUGAACGAGAAAAACAUUCUGAUGCUGUGCGACUCGCCCUUCGUGGUGCAGUGCUACGCGACCUUCAACACCGACCAGUCGCUGUGGUUCUUAUUGGAGCCGGCGCUGGGCGGGGAAUUGUACGCCACCUACAGCCGGGAGCAGAUGCACGGGUUUAUCGACGGGGCGAAGUUCUACAGCGCCAGCGUCGUCUAUGCCUUCGAGCACCUGCACGCGAAGUACGUGGUGUACCGGGACCUGAAGCCGGAGAACCUGAUGCUCACCGCGGAGGGAAGGUGUAAACUUACCGACAUGGGCUUAGCGAAACAAACCAAUGUGAAAACUUACACGACGUGCGGCACCCCGGACUACUUCGCGCCGGAGAUCGUGGCCAACCUCGGGCACCACUACGGGGUCGAUUGGUGGACGCUCGGGAUUUUGAUCCACGAACUGCUGUCCGGCCACGCCCCCUUCGAGGACGGGGAUCCGUCGCGGACCUACGCCAAAAUCAACCGGGGCGUGCAGUACGUGAAGUUUCCCUACGCCCAGGAGGACCCGGAGGCGAAGAAUGUGGUCAUGGCGCUGCUGCAGCACAACCCGGUGGACCGACUCCCCAUGUCCUCGGCCGGGGGGGUACAGAACUUGAAAGACCACCCGUGGUACAAGAACUUCGACUGGAAGGCGCACUACAAGGGCUACACCACCGCGCCCUACCACCCCAUCGUGAAAUCCAUGACCGACAUGAGCAACUUCAGAGCGAGGGAGGCCGACUUGCCCCCGCAGAUGCACUACACACCGAACCCGGAGUGGCUGUGGGACAAAGACUUCGCGACGAAUCCCUCAUAGACGUUGUAGGCCGAACAAAUUGAGGACAAAACUGUGAUGUGUAUAAUGUGUACAUUGUCUAUUUUCUGUCUGAAAUUAUGCGGAAUUGUAGAAUUUGAGUUUCAUGUGUCUGGAAGUGAAAACGACAUAUCGCCG
Molecule: messenger RNA, 10691 nt
Organism: Amoebophrya sp. A120
Lineage: Eukaryota; Dinophyceae; Syndiniales; Amoebophryaceae
Source: the annotation of a GenBank genome assembly